CUGAGACAGCAUGCAAAUAAUUGUGGUGAAGCUGCUCUUUCCAUAGCUCCGAGGGACAGGCUCACAGAUGGCAGGGGAUGUCACUUACGCGGCCGUGGCAAUGCUGCCGAGGGAAAGGCCACACACUCCUUCAGGAACAUCAAACCCAGGAAGCACGAUCACGUACGCUGAGCUGCACGUGAAGAGACCCCAUGGAAACAGCAGAGCAGAGACUUCCGCUCCUGACUGUCGGCACAGGUGCUCAGCCUGGUUCUAUGUGGCACUGGUCCUGGCAGUCCUUGUGCUCAUCCUACUGGGAGUCGUGGCCAUACAGGCCAAGCAAUUUUUGAAGGGCAGAGCGGGAAAAUCAGAAAGUUUGCCCCAGUAUGGUCUGAACACCAGCAGUGACAUUUCUUCAGAGAGGACUGUCUCAGCAGCACUCCUGAAAUGGCUCAUGGAGGAGCUGUGUGAAAAUGGACAGGGGACAACAUGUGAGUUGUGUCCCGCCGGGUGGCAGCUGCACAGGAGCAGAUGUUACUUCUUCUCUGAGGAGGCCAGGAGCUGGGAGGACAGCCAGAAAAACUGCCUGGCCAGGAAAUCCCAGCUGCUUGUCAUUGAGGAUGAAAUUGAGAUGGAAUUUAUAGACAACAAAGACAAAGAUACCAAAUAUAUUUGGAUUGGCUUGGACACUGAAGACAUGGAGAAAACAUGGAGUUCAGUGGAAGAUCACACAGUAAAAAAAAAGAGCAGGACAGCUCUAAGAAGCAUCGAGGCUGACAAGAACUGUGCUGUCUAUAGAAGGAAAAAUGUAAUCCAGGCAGAUAACUGCCAGACAUUAAAGGAGUGGAUCUGUAAGAAGAACGCAACCUUGCUGGUGCUCUGAGCUGCAUUUCCAGACAACAGGCAGAGCUUCUUGUCAGAAGACCCAUUUUACAGACAAACCUACUUGUGGUGUAAAUAGUUUUGAUCAGACUUGCAGGGAAAUUUGCACUUUGCUGGGCUCUCUAAGAAGUCAGAAGACAGCUCCUGUAACAGGGCUGUAAACUGGCACAUGAGGAUUUUGGGGAGCUGAGCCUUCACACAGACAGAUUUUGGCAGCAGCUGCCUCAGGAAAGGUCAGAGGAGAAGAGAUACUUGUGAGGAGGAGCCCUGUGCACGUGAACUGUGUGAUGUGCAGGAAUUAUGGCCCCUGUGGGGGAUGAAGAGUGUGCUGGGCCCACUGCUGUCACCCCUGCCCGCAGACAGCUGCUGAACUGAGGACUUCUUAGUUGGGUUUCAGGAUUUUAGUGUUUUCUGAAGUCUGUGGGUUUGUUUUCUUUUCCUUGGGGUCUAACUGUGACUCACAGAAGCCACUUCAGGGCUGGAAAAAAAAAGCAUUUAUUGGACAGUGUCUUAUUUAAAGCUGCUGCAGAGCUACUGGGUGUAGACAGGAGACCAGGCAUGGAAUGACUUGUAACAAUCGUGGUUAAUCUGCUGAUUGCUCCCACCUUCUUCUGGUGCUGAGCCUUGGAACCUGAAGGGAUUAACUAGGGAAGGGGCUUGGACUGUAAGACAACAUUGCAGUGCAACGAAAUGAAGUUUGUAAGCUUCCUCUCCACCUAUAUUUUGUCCCUUUACAUUGUAAAUUCCAACCACAGUUAUGCUAUAAUGAGCCAUAAGACUGGUGAAAUGAAUGCCUGGGAGUGGAUUCAGUAAAUGCAUUACUUAGGUAUUGAAGUGUCAUGAAUAAAUACUAUUUCUAGGUCUAGAACACAAAAAUGCUAAGAGCACUCUGACCCAGUGCUUUUAUUAGAUUCAGAUUAUUUGACAAAAGUAAAGAAAUGUCAUGAAUUGAAGGUGUUUCUCUAACAAAAAUGGCACCGACUGGAAUUUAAGUCCUUACAGCAAUGAGAAGAGAAACAAAUGUAACAUGGCUUUUGAGAUGGUGAGCCUUUACCUCAUCUUUGUUGUGAUGCACACAAAUAAAAGCAGCUGCAGUUUCACAGAGAUGUUUUUUCACGCCUGCACAUGCCUGGGGAGGGUUAAUGUUCAGCACUUUAGGGCUGCAGAUUAAAAAGUGAACUGUCCCCUCAGGGACUUCCCUUUAAACAAUAACAACAAAAAAACUCCAACACAGAUUUACCCCACAGAAUGCAGCAUCAGGAGCUCAAGACUGAUGAGAAACUGCUGUUAUGUAAGAGGAAACAACAAAAAUCCCCCAAAUUCACAGCAUGUGGAGGGAAGAGGAUUGGUUUGAUCAUUCUAGAGAGAAGCAAAGAAAAGGAAAGAGUCUAAAAUGAGUAAGAUAAUCGUCUAUACCUAUAUAAUACAUGCUUUAUAGAGAGAUAAUUUCUCUUUGCUGAGAAAUUUUCAGGGUACUCACAGCAAACCCUUCUCCAUGCAGUAGAGUUGACAAUUGCUGGUUUUAUGGCAGAUCUUUCUUGAUUCAUGCUGAAUUUAACAAGAAAAACUAACUCCUGCAUGCUGGAUUUUCUCAAAUUAGUUGUGGUGUUUAGGUUUUAACAAUAUUCACAAAACAUCUACUAUUUGGACCUUCUUGCUAUUAUUCAUGUAAGUUUUUGCAGGGCCUUACUGAAGCUCUCACCUACAAUUUAAGCAGUCACUUAUUUAAAAAGAAAAAAUAAAUUACCACUGAAGUACUUCAUCAAACUCCACUCUGAGUAAAGCAAGUUGUCAGAGUUUGCAGCUUGACCCUUCUUUGCUUAACAUCACUGAAGAAGAUGCUAUCCCUGAGGAGUCAGAUUUCAGAAGAGCCUUCACU
Molecule: messenger RNA, 2740 nt
Organism: Poecile atricapillus (Black-capped chickadee)
Lineage: Eukaryota; Metazoa; Chordata; Aves; Passeriformes; Paridae
Product: killer cell lectin-like receptor subfamily F member 1
Exons: 7
Coding region: 68-862 (264 amino acids)
Source: RefSeq, a predicted model, not a curated record